AUGGAUCCUAUAGCUCGUUAUGAACUAGUAAAACGAAGGGGUUUAUGUUUAAAUUGUUUGUUUCCUAACCACAUUUCUAACAACUGCCCUUCGAAUAAUCGCUGUCAGCACUGUCGAGUAAGUCACCAUACUCUACUACACAGAGAAAAGGUUAAACACAAUCCAAUUGCUGCAGACAGUGUCACUAUAAAUGAAGGAAAUCCGAAUUGUAACACGCCUACUGUACUAAAGGUAACAAGAAAUAGAAGUGAGGUUGUAUUGGCUACAGCUUUGGUCGAAUUGUCUGUUGCAUCUGGAAAAAAAAUGGUGGCUAGAGCAUUGUUGGACUCGGCUUCACAAUUACAUUUUAUUACCGAAAGAGUUGCCCAAACUCUUCAUUUACCUCGUCAAAAAACAGAUUUGGAUAUCUCAGGAAUUGGAGAUAAUUCAAUUAAGGCAUAUUACCAAUGUUCACUUACCCUUAAGUCUACGAAUUACCCUCAAAUAUCAACUAUUAACGCUAUCAUACUUUCUUCGAUAACAACAUGCCAGCCAAAUAAACACAUUAAUACGGAAUCUUGGAAUAUUCCCACAAACAUAAAAUUAGCUGAUCCGAAUUUUUAUCGACCCGGUUCAAUUGAUAUACUUCUUGGAGCUAGUGUGUUUUAUGAAUUUCUUAUGGUAGGUCAAAUAAAACUUCGAGAUAAUCUACCUAUUUUACAAAAAACUUCCUUAGGAUGGAUAGUGACAGGCGCAAUAUCAUCAAUAUCUCAUUCACCAUCAGUACCACCAAGAAAUUCCGUAUUUAGUGCUACAAUCCUAGAAAAAUUAAAUGAUUGUUUAGAAAAAUUUUGGAUAAUUGAAGAUCAUCAUAGAAUAAACAAGGAAGAAACCAAUAAUGAUUGUGAGCGAUAUUUUGAAGAAACUACGUCUAGAUGUCCACAAACAAACAAAUUUGUUGUUAGAUUGCCAUUUAAACCAACUGCACAAAAACUGGAUGAGUCAUAUGAUAUCGCACUUAAACGAUUUUUAUUGUUAGAAAAACGAUUAAAAUGUAAUAAAAAACUUAAUGAUGAGUAUUCAUCAUUUAUUAAGGAAUAUAUCGAAAUGAAUCAUAUGCAAUUAGUGCCAAGAAAACAGGUGUCAUCAAAAUUAUUAAAUUUUAUUCCUCAUCAUUGUGUAAUUAAAAACGACAGUUCUACAACAAGACUUCGAGUCGUAUUCGAUGCGUCCUGCAAAACUUCUAAUGGUCUAUCGCUAAAUGACAUUCUUCGAACUGGGCCAACACUACAGGAUGACUUAUUCACAAUCUUAUUUCGUUUUCGUUUACACCGCUAUGUUUUAAUGGCUGAUAUUGAAAAAAUGUUUCGACAGGUUCUCGUCAAUCCGGAAGAUUUAAAUUUUCAAUGCAUUUUGUGGCGUAAUUCAUCGAUGGAGGAUGUGGAUGUUUACCAAUUACAAACAAUUACAUACGGCACUAGCUGUGCCACAUUUUUAGCCACAAAGUGUCUACAACAACUUGCUAAGGACAAUGAAAAUGUUUUUCCAACAGGUGCUCAAGUGACUAUUAAAGAUUUUUACGUAGAUAAUCUAAUGACUGGUGCUAAUACAGUAGAGGAGGUAAUCGAAAUAAAAAAUCAAGUAGUUCAGAUGUUAAAGGCUGGUGGAUUUCCAUUACGAAAAUUUGCUUCAAAUGUUCCAGAUGUUAUUAAAGAUGUUAGUUCUUCAGAUAGAGAACAAAUAAUAAAAAUACAUGGCACAGAGUUCAUAAAGGCUCUUGGUUUAAAAUGGUCACCAAAGGAAGACAAUUUUCUUUUUGACUACGAAAUACCAUUAUCGAAGACAAAAAUAACUAAACGUAAAAUUUUAUCCCACAUCGCAACAUUUUUUGAUCCGUUGGGUUGGAUAAAUCCUAUCAUCUGUACCCAAUGGAUUGCCACACAAUGGGAAGAUAUUUGUCAACAAAUGCCACAAAUCGCAGAAAUUAGAAUACCAAGGUUAGUACAAAUAAAUUCUGACACAGAAAUUCAUGCCUUUGCAGACGCAAGUACAAAGGCUUAUGGAACAUGCAUAUAUGCUGUUACCAGAACAGGUGAUAUGAGUACAUCGUCAUUGUUGUGUGCAAAAUCGCGUGUUGAGCUGAUUAAACCAAUUACGUUACCCAGACUAGAACUAUCAGCAGCACUCUUAUCGUCUGAGCUACUUAACGAGGUAUGCAAAAUUAAAAAUGUUUCCCCGAAUAACAUUCAUUGCUGGAGUGACUCUUCAAUUACUCUAUCAUGGAUAAAGGGGGAUGCAACAAAAUGGAACCAGUUUGUGUCUAAUAGAGUUCAAAAAAUCAAAAAUAUUACUACAAAUUUUGAAUGGCACUACUGCCCAACAGCAGAAAAUCCUGCAGACUUAGUGUCUAGAGGAGUCAAGGUUGCUGAUCUCAUAGACAAGAAAUUAUGGUUUGAAGGCCCAGAAUUUCUCCAAAAAUCACGCAAUAGUUGGCCACAAUUACCACAUCACAUUAAUGAAGAUCUUCCUGAAAAAUUAAUGAACACUACAACACUUAUCGUAAAUCAAACACCAAAUAUAUUCUUUGAUUUUAAAUACAUCAAUAAUUAUAAAAAGACUCUAAGAAUUUUCUCCUAUGUAAACCGAUUUAUUGCUUUAGUCAAAAAAACAAAGGAAGUUGAAAAGGGUCUAAUCACACUUGAUGAAGAAAAUAAAGCCUUGUUAAAUAUCUGUACUAUCAUUCAACUGGAAUCUUUUCCUGAAGAAUAUAAAACAUUAUCAAAAACUAACGUUGUAAAUCACCAAUCAAAAUUAUUGCAACUUUCACCAUUCAUCAAAGAUGGUUUAAUUCGUGUAGGCGGUCGCCUUCAAAAUUCAUCGUUGUCUUUUGAUACUAUUCACCCUAUUGUAUUGCCUAAUCAUCACCCAUUUGUUCGAACACUAAUUAAUCAUUAUCAUCGAAUAUACAUGCACGCUGGAACUCAAACACUCAACAGUCUUCUUCGUGAUCACUUUUGGAUUAUAGAUGCUCGCAACACUAUACGCCACACAAUACACAAUUGCAUUAUCUGUUAUCGUUGUCGACCCCAAAUCUGUCAACAAAUAAUGGGAUCAUUGCCUAGAGAUAGAGUUGAACCUUCAUACCCAUUUGCUACUACCGGAGUGGACUAUUGCGGUCCAUUUUCAAUUACUCAUCGUAUAAGAGGUAAGCAACCAACUAAAGUAUACAUUGCCGUAUUUAUUUGCUUCACAACGAAGGCUAUUCAUAUGGAGUUGGCAAUGGAUCUUACCACAAUAGCAUUCAUAGCAGCUCUAAAACGAUUCAUAGCCAGAAGAGGUAAAUGUCAUACGAUAUAUUCAGAUAAUGCUACCAAUUUCGUUGGAGCAAAUAAGGAAUUGAAAUCAUUACUUCAACAUUUCUUAUCAUCGGACCACAUAGCUGCCGUCAGCGAGAACUGUAAACAACAAGGUAUAAAGUGGAAAUUUAUACCUCCCCGAUCCCCACACUUUGGUGGCUUGUGGGAAAGUGCUGUAAAACAAGCCAAAUAUUUUCUUCGUAGAGCUGUAGGCACGUAUCUAUUUUCGUAUGAUGAACUACAAACCAUAUGUUGCCAAGCUGAAGCAAUUGUUAACAGUCGACCACUUACACCAAUGUCCAGUGAUCCCGAUGACCUUCGCGCAAUAACUCCAUCACAUUUCCUGAUCGGCCGAACAGCUCAAACGAUACCAGAACCUUCUGUCGAAUAUCUUGUGUCAGGGACACUUAAUCGAUACCAACAGAUUCAAUGGGCUCAGCAACAUUUUUGGCAAAGAUGGCAAAAGGAGUAUUUGAAUGAACUACAAAGAAAAAGCAAAUGGACUACCCAGUAUGUGAACUUACAACCAAAUGAUAUGGUACUAGUUAAAGAAGACAAUUCACCACCAAUGAAAUGGCAUCUAGGUCGCAUAUUGGAAACAAUACAUGGUCCAGAUAACCAAGUAAGAGUUGUUGUUGUCAAAACAAGUGAUGGUCAACAUAAGAGGGCUAUACAAAAAUAUGUAAAUUACCAAUAA
Molecule: messenger RNA, 4032 nt
Organism: Calliphora vicina (urban bluebottle blowfly)
Lineage: Eukaryota; Metazoa; Arthropoda; Insecta; Diptera; Calliphoridae
Exons: 2
Coding region: 1-4032 (1343 amino acids)
Biological process (GO): DNA integration
Molecular function (GO): nucleic acid binding
Source: RefSeq, a predicted model, not a curated record